UAGGAACCGAAGGGAAGGAAACGACUCGGAAUGAAGAGGUUAAAGGAGGAGUUUUGGAAAAUGCAUGCAUGAGUUCAAGUGAAGAGGAGACCAAGACUAUAGAGGGGUAUCGGGAUAAGUUUAAUGACACCCUUUCUUCGAUAAGUAGUGAGGCUGCUCCGUUGUGACAGAGGUGAAGCUCUGAGGAUGCUAGCUUCGCAUGAAUAGAUUGAGGAAAUAUCUAUCUUUGCACUUCUUGUGAAGAUUUGGUUCAUUCCUUAGGAGUUUAUGAAAACCACAAACGAGUUAAAGCUUCAGAAUUUAGCCUUGAGUUGCAGGCGACCUCUAAGAACAUCAACUCUGAGAUUGAAGUUGUUCCUCUAGACCAGCCGGCCUUGACGCAGAGGGAAAAAGAAGUUGUAAUCCGUCUGAAGGAGAAAUUAGAUAGGCUACAGACUCAUAGCUCAGAGAUUGGUUUACAAAGAUAUUCAGAAAGCAAAGAUCUAGUUGGCCAAUCAGAUGCAAGAGAGGUAGACGAGCAAGGAGGUGUAUUGAUGAAACUUAAGCAUAAGCAGAGAGAAAUAGAAAGCAGCUAUGAUGCAUCAGUGAAAGGAUUGAAGCACAGUAUGGACUUUGUCCGGCUUGUCAUUAAUAACCGUCAGAAACAGCUUGAGGCUAAGUUAGAGGAAAUGAAAUCCCAAAAAGACUUGGUUAUUUCUUCUAGUAUAAAUGAGAUUAGUAAGGUGAAAGAUCAAAUACAAAAGAUAUCCAAGAAGAUUGAGAAAGCGAUUGCUAGACCAAGCUCUUUCCAAGCUGAAGAUGAGAUUAAAGUUGAUAAAGAAUUAGAAGACUUGGAUAUAAUGAUUUCUUCUGAUUCUUUAAAUGAACCCGAAAUUGAGCUUGACUUCCCAAAAAUUUUAGACCUCUCCUCCAUUGAGGGCGUGUUUGAACAACUCUCUUUCCAGAGCUCAACUUAUGACAAAGGAAAACCAGAUCUUUUUAUCGAGCAACGAUUUGACCAAGAAGAAAGUAAGGAUGAUGAGGAAUCCAAAGCAGAGGAAAUUCAGUUAGAAUCAUGAAGAAAAUUGAGUAAAGGAUCUUCCCUUCUUGUUAGGAAAGACAAGCUCCUUAUAAAAGACACUAAAGCAGGAGUUGCUAACUAUAUCUCCAAUUCUGAGACCCCUACCUCCACUAAGGGGAGGCCGAGGAAGAACUUUAAGAAUAGUUUAUCAAGACCUCUCACAAGAACAAUGUCUUCAUACGGACAAAAUAAAGAAGAAGCCAAAACCAAAGAGAAAGGAUACAUGAGAGGUGGCUCAACCUCCUCUUCAAGGCAGAAGUUAUACAAGAACUCAAAGAAUAUGAUUGGUGGAUCUAGAGAGAUAGGGAGUCAUUCCAGUAGAUAUAAACCAAAGUCUAAGGAUCGGAGGGAAGACAACAUCCACUCCUUCGUGGCUAACGAUUCUAGUGCUAAUUUAUUAAAGCAAAGUGAGAGUGCUCGCAAUGGAGGCAACUCUAUUAGCGCAGACAACCAGCCGGUAGUUCAAAUUGAUGAGGAGGAAGAGAAAAGGCUUAUAGAUGAGAACCCAAUGAGGAAAAGAGUUUUCCUCAACGUUUCGAAAACUUCAACUUCAGUUCAAGUUUCUUGGACUCAUUCUAGUAAGAAUAAAUCUGUCAAAAGAGUGCAAUAUAUCCUUGAGUAUGGAGUAGGAAUCAAGAUGAAUGGAGAAGAGCAGUUUAGAAUGAUUUAUAAGGGCAAAGCCCACAAAUGCAUCAUUACAGAUCUCAUGCCAAGGACAGCUUACCAUUUCAAAGUAGUUCCUUUUCAGACCGAUGAGGAUGGUAAAGAGAUUCUUGGUGAAUGAAGUGAUAUCAAAUUAAUUAAUACAUACGACAACCAGGAUAUUCACUCUUCAACUCUAGGCCAUCAUGCUAGUAUAGUCAUGAAGAAGCAAGAGAAAUGGAUAAAUUUUGAUAAGCAAGGUCUGGUUACCGCUCAGUACGGUUAUUCAUAUGGAAACCAAAUGUGGAAAGUUACAAUCGACUGUAUAAAUCACUAUAAUCUCUAUAACGAGGAUUUUACAGGCUUGAUGCAUAUAGGAGUGGUAAAUGAAAAGGCAAGAUCAAAUAAAAUCUACGGAUCAGUCAUCCCAUAUUCUUUACAGAAAGGGAAAGUCAAGGUAAAGGUCUUACUCGAAACUGAGAAGCAAAGAGUUACCAUUUUCACCAGUGCCACUUCCAGAAAAGGAGAAACUAUCAGCGAUCUCCCGAAGGGAGGUAUGUUUGUGCCUGCGAUCUUCAACAAGACUCAGAAAAAUGAUAGAAAUCUAAAGAUCUUGGCCAAAUUCAACUUUGAGCAGCCAAUUAUGUCAUAAUUGUAAGUUUGCUCCAAACUUCAAGGAUUAUUUACUAAAUCUUUAGUAAAAUUAAUUAUUCGCAGGUUUCUUCAUUAAGUCGUUAUUUACUAAACCCAAUCUGAAUUUAGGCAUAUUCUUCUAAGAGCAUCUCACAGGCUUAAAUUUAGCUAUAUGAGUGCUAUAUCAAAGUGCUGUUAAUGACAUACAAUUUUCUUGGAAUUUAAGAAGGACUAAUUUAAAGAGACUCUGGCAUUUCCAUUAACUUCCAUAGCAAAGGUUUUCGGUUGAUUUUAGCCUAAAUCUUCAUAUU
This is a messenger RNA of Moneuplotes crassus, 2646 nucleotides long. Lineage: Eukaryota; Ciliophora; Spirotrichea; Euplotida; Euplotidae. The record is from the annotation of a GenBank genome assembly.